Molecule: messenger RNA, 1740 nt
Organism: Cooperia oncophora
Lineage: Eukaryota; Metazoa; Nematoda; Chromadorea; Rhabditida; Trichostrongylidae
Source: the annotation of a GenBank genome assembly
UUGUUCCUUUGCAGUGCUUCUAGUCAGACAUGGCAUGCUGCAUCGUCUGGCACACACUAUGUGAACACUCUAACGUUGUCGAAAAAUGCUAUAACAUCUACACGUGGAAGUGUCUCGCGUAAACUCGUACCGAACGGUAAAAACUCGAUGGAUGUAGAGAAGCAGGUGAAAAUGUUUCUGAAGUGGAGGAAUCUUAUCCUUCUUUUAGUGGGAAAUGAAAUAGAGCGCCUAUGCGCUUGGCUUCAUCCUUUAGCAGAAACAACAGAAGAAGGCCUUGCUCCAGUGGAACAAUGGAUGAAAAGCACAUUGCCUGAAAUUCGAGUUGAAACACGAGUGCUGAAAGAGAACUCGAAGUUGGCAUGGGAGAUAUCACCGGAACUGGCUGUGAACCUUCCGACAAGAUUCCGUACGUGCCCAACUCUUCGUGAUACCCUACAGGAAAUGGUUCGACUACAACCAGAAGCGGUUUCCCAUCUCCCGGACGCGUUGCCACUCUUUCUUGGGGACACGACGGUGUUCGAGCAUACCGAUAUCGCCCACGUCCUGACAUGGGCUACCUGCUCUCCUGUGAUGGCGUUGUCUCUUCUCACUCCUCGUCAAUAUCCACUUCAUCCAGUCACGGUACAGUACGCUGUUCGUGUGCUGCGCUCCUACCCUGCCGACGCGUUGCUGAUGUACAUUCCACAGCUGGUACAGGCUGUCAGACAUGACACCAUGGGUUAUGUAGCCGAGCUGAUCGUAUGGCUAGCUAGUCAUUCGCAGCUUUUGGCUCAUCAGCUGAUCUGGAAUAUGGAGACGAAUAUGUAUACUGAUGAGGAUCAGCAAAAACAAGCAUCCUGUGCUAUUCGAUGCUCUAAACGACAUCAUAAAGAAGUGACGUCAUUUGCCAUCGAUUUGCUUGAAAAAAUUGUCGUCAUUCAGAGCACAAGCCAGCUCGAAGGUGCAGCACGUCGCUUCCAUGAGGCUGAGUUCGCACUGUUCCACAAACUGACAGCAAUCUCUGGCACGAUAAAGCCAUAUCCGAAGGGUGAUGCAAGGAAAAAGGCUUGUCUCAAAGCAGUGGUUGCAACAUCACCGGGAUGUGGUGUGAUCGAAUGCGUACCGAACUCGAAAAGUCGAGACCAGCUCGGACGUCAGACUGACUUCGGAUUGUACGAAUAUUUCAAGACAACAUAUGGUGACGAAAGCAGCGAAUCAUUCCAGGAAGCACGCCGAAAUUUCGUCCGAAGUAUGGCGGGCUACUCAGUGUUCAGCUUUUUACUGCAAAUCAAAGAUCGACAUAACGGCAACAUCAUGAUCGACUUAGAUGGCCAUAUCAUUCACAUUGAUUUUGGUUUCAUGUUCGAGAGUAGCCCAGGUGGUAACCUUGGUUUCGAACCAGAUUUCAAGUUAAGCGAAGAAAUGGUGGCAAUCAUGGGCGGCAAGAUGGAAGCAGCACCAUUUCGACAGUUUGCUACGCUUUGCGUACAAGCGUAUCUUGCUGUUCGGCCUUAUCAAAAGGCUUUUGUGUCGUUGGUGUCUUUAAUGCUUGACACUGGCCUUCCAUGUUUCCGUGGUAAGACCAUUCAACAGUUGCGAGCUCGUUUUGCACCCGAGAUGAACGAAAGAGACGCGGCAAGGUUAGUGAGAACUGUGCAUCUCCUGGUUUUUUCCUCGAAUUCCGAUAUAAUAACUUGCAGCCGAUGGUUCACUUGUUAUGAUAUAGAGUUUCCUACAGACAACCACACAAAUAAGCACUAA